Molecule: messenger RNA, 2405 nt
Organism: Penaeus indicus
Lineage: Eukaryota; Metazoa; Arthropoda; Malacostraca; Decapoda; Penaeidae
Product: UDP-glucuronosyltransferase 3A1-like
Exons: 9
Coding region: 549-2396 (615 amino acids)
Molecular function (GO): UDP-glycosyltransferase activity
Source: RefSeq, a predicted model, not a curated record
CUUAAGGGUGACACUGCCAAGCUGACACGGGGAGAUAUUGGAAGUGUACGUGUCUGUGUACGUGUGUACGUUCUUUUCCUUUCGUGAUAUAAAGACAGAAGAUGUUUUGUGUGAAGAUUGUUACUAUUUUUUUUAAUAGAACGAACAAGUGACGAGGAUUAGAUGUACAUGUAACUAAUACCGGGAAACAAGAGGACGAAAAAGAUUUACUUUGCGUUCGUAGUACCUCACUCAAUGACAAUCCUUCAGACGUGCCAUAAACCUAUUACGCUCGAAGGUCACUUUACUUAAAAAGCCAGAGAGACCUCAAGAAAAAAAAAGAAAAAGAAAAUACAACCAUCUUAGCAACAAGAAAAACAAAGAACAGAAAAAAAAAUCUACCUCACCCACGAAACAAAUACAAUUUACAUAACGGAAACUAUUAACAAUAAACCCCCCCCCCCCCAAGAAAAAAAAGGCAUCUUGACCUGAGAAAAUCGACUUCCCUCCCACUACCUCUUUCGAAACAGGUCACCUCGUACAAGGAAACUGCUCAGAAGACAAUAAGUAUGCGCGAGUGGGUGAUAUUAGGUCACCUCGCUCUCCUCGCGGUCAUGUGCAUCGCCGGAGUGGAGGCGCGCGGGGCCGAACAGAAGCUCGGGGAAGCCUUGGGAGCGGAAGGAAGCCACGAGGAAGCCAAGGACGAGCCUCUCCUGACGUCUCCUGAGGAACAGGUCCUCCUCCAGGCAGGUCCUCCUCACCCUCCCCCGAAGGAAGUCGAGAGGGAGGGAAAGAUGGAGGAGAAGGAAAGAAGGAAGGAGGAGAGGGAGGAAAAGAAGGAGAAGGAGGAGAAGGAGGCAGAAGAAGGCGAAGAAGAAGACGCAGAAGAAGAAGAAGGAGGAGGAGGAGGAGGAGGCAUCGUCUUGGUGGCCCUCGGAGGCGGCGAGGACGAGGUGGUCAUGGCACAGAUGGCGGCGCUGCUCCACCUCAACGGGCAUCGCGUCAGUGCCAUCGUCUACGGACCGGGGCCGCGCGAGGAGAGGUUUCCUGCCGGGGUCAAGGUCCUCGAGCUCGGCGUUUCCGAGGACGACCCGCUGUACCCCGGGGGCUCGAGCGUCGCCGUGGCCCCGGGGGAGGAGGAGGGCGCCGAGUGGGUGAGUGGGCGUGUCCUGGCGUCGCGGGCGAGGGCGUGCGGCCUCUUCUCCCGGCUGCCGUGGGUGGAGGCGGCCUUCCGUCGCGCCCGCCUCGUGGUCACGCCCCUCUUCCUCCACGAUCUGUGCGUCCUCACCCUGGCGCAGCGCGUGGGCGUUCCGGUGGUGGGCGUGGUGACGUCGAGGGUGGGCGCGUGGUGGGUGUGGGAUAACCUGGGCGUCCUCCCCCCCCUGGCUACGACGCCCGUGCCGCCCACGACGAUGCAGGAGCUCGACAUCUGGGCGAGGGCGUCGAACAUCGCGAGACACUACGGGUACAUCUCGAGCCUCCGUCAGCAGUGGCAGGUCCCCGCCCUCACCGCCCUCGACGCCUCCUGGUCCCCCACGCCCACCAUCGACGCCCUCUACGCCUCCCUCGCCCGCGUCCUCGUGGCCUGGGACCCUCUCCUGGACGCCCACUUGCCCCACACGCCCAUCGUCUUACCCGUGGGCGGCUUCCACUACUCGACGGGGCGCAUGACGAAGGACGUCCUAGUUCCCGCCCUGCUGAACCGCGCGGGCGUCCUCGUCGUCAGCGCGGGCGGGCGGGAGGCGUGGCUGGGACAGGACGCCCUCGCCGCCCUCCACAGCGCCCUCAGACCGACCUCCUACACCGUCCUGUGGCGAAUUUCCCACCCGCACCUCCAGCCGAACGUCACCCUGGAGGAAACGAACGCCGCCUCCGCCAAGUUCGUUUAUAAGGAGUACCUGCCGCUCAACGAUGUUCUUAGUCACCCUCGCCACCGCCUCCUCGUGUCGACGUGUGGAGACGCCGAAGCAAUGGCAGCUGCUUACUUCGGUUCCCCUACUUUAUGUCUCCCUGUUACCACGGAUCAGAAACUUGCUUCGGACGCCCUCAAAAAGAUUGGCAUAGCGGAGGUGGUGCCAGCGUCGAGUGCCACGGUGCCGGCGCUGAAGGAGGCACUCUCGAAGCUGGCCGGCGACAGAAGCUACCGCGAGCGUGCCAGGAGGAUCGCCGAGGACCUGCACGAUUCCUCCCUUUCUCCCUCGGACCGGCUGCUCUUCGCCCUUGAGCGGGUUUUGCGGCGCCCGAACUCCCUCAGAUACAGGCCCCCAGCAAGCACCCUGUUCCUCCUUCAGCAGAGCAACGCAGACGUGUACCUGCUUCUGCUGAUCCUGCUGACUACCCUGCUCGGUGUCCUCAUCGCCGUGGGCAUUGUGGCGUUGCCGAUUCUCCUGAAGAAGCAGAAGGCCAAAGCAGAUUAGAGGAGGAAG